GUUGACGUUGUUUUGUUGACUUUGUUCAAAAGUAAAGUAGUAAACAAAUAUUUGAAAUUGAUAAUUUUAAUUAGUAUUACCCAUAUUGCCUUUCUCAAGAUACAUAAGAUUAAAAAUAUUAAAAUGUGUGGAAUUUUUUGUGAAGUCAACUUUGGAUUUUGCAAUAUGUGCACUGGUCAAAACACAGUCAAAAAUGACGACGUGAUUAUUAGUAGGGUAAAGAAUAGAGGACCUAACUCCACAAAAGAGUUACAGCUACAAGUGAGAAACGAAGAAAAUAUGCUUAAUUUCAUAGGAUCUGUACUGUGGAUGCAGGGGGUAGAGCUGUGUCCACAGCCCCUUGAAACCAAUUCUGGCGUACUACUGUUUAAUGGUGAUAUAUUUGAUUGUACCUGGGAUAAGACUAUUUGCGACACACAGCUGAUUAUGGACAAACUUAAUGAAGCAGACAGUUGUAAGAAGCAAGUUCUGAAAGCAUUACAUACUUUAAAGGGGCCAUUCAGUUUAAUAUACUAUGACAAAAUAAAUUGUGAAUUAUAUUUUACAAGAGAUAGAAUUGGAAGGAGUAGUCUGUUGUUUCAUAAAAAUAAUGAAUCCAUAAUUAUCAGCAGUGUCUUGGGUAGACAGUAUAAAUGCAUAGAAGUUCCAGCAACAUACAUACAUGUUCUCAACCUGAAUUCAAACAGAAUUGAAUGCCAUUCUUGGGGUAAGAAUCAGAUGAAGGAGUAUAAACUGUCAAGUUGGAUCAACACCUUGCAGGAACAACAGAGCCGGCCAGAUGAGGACUUCACCAUUAGUGUUGAUGAUACACAAGAACUGGGCCAAGAAAACAUAAUCAAUGCUAUUGAAAAUGUGGCCCAAGAUAACACAUCAUGUAAGCUUACAAUAAUGAGAAAUAUUCUUAAAAUCCCAACCAUAAUGCACACGGUUGAGAAGCUAACUCAGCUACUAGAGAAAAGUGUGAAAAUUAGGCUAGAAACACAGCCUAAGAAAUGUAAGGACUGUCUGAAUAGUACCUCUAAAUGUAAUCAUUGCACAGUUGGUAUUCUCUUUUCUGGGGGAUUAGACUGCACCAUCCUGGCCUUCUUAGCAGAUAAAUAUGUUGACAAAGACCAGCCUAUUGAUCUUAUCAAUGUAGCCUUCAGCAAAGAUGAUCAUAAUGCCAAUUAUGAUGUUCCUGAUAGACUGACCGGGAAACAGUCUUUGAAAGAACUUCAGAAAAUAUGUGUAUCAAGGAAAUGGGUGUUUAGAGAAGUAAAUAUUACUAAGAAUGAGUUCCAAGAGCUUCAGAAGUCAACUAUAGCUGACCUGGUGCACCCACGACAGACAAUCCUGGACGAGAGCCUGGGCACAGCUCUUUGGUUCGCAGCCCGGGGGCGGGACGACUCUGGUGUGUCUCCUUGUAGAAUACUAUUAUUGGGGUCUGGGGCAGAUGAACUAUUUGGUGGAUACUCUCGACACAGAAAUGCAUUCAAAUACCAUGGAUGGCCAGGUUUACACAAAGAGCUGAUGUUAGACUGGCAGAGAAUCUCCUUCAGGAACCUGGCUAGGGAUAACAGAGUUAUCUGUGACCACGGCAGGCAGCCCAGAAUGCCAUAUCUUGAUGAAGACUUUACGAACCAUGUCCUGGGAUUAAAACCUUGGCUUAAAUGUUUUCCAAGUGUGCAACUUGGCCCAGGAGUUGGCGACAAGCUGAUGCUGAGGCUGGUGGCUUUCCAUCUAGGAUUGAUAGAAGUGUCAACAUUUCCAAAGAGAGCUUUACAGUUUGGAUCAAGAAUUGCUAACAAAAAGGAAAAAGGUAGUGAUGUAUCUAUGAAUUUUAUAGAUUUAUAAUAAUUAAAACAAUAUUUAAAUAA
This is a messenger RNA of Plutella xylostella (diamondback moth), 1856 nucleotides long. Its product is annotated as asparagine synthetase domain-containing protein CG17486. Gene Ontology annotation, molecular function: asparagine synthase (glutamine-hydrolyzing) activity. The record is from RefSeq and is a predicted model, not a curated record. Lineage: Eukaryota; Metazoa; Arthropoda; Insecta; Lepidoptera; Plutellidae.